CCGGGAGAGGGAGAGGGAGGGAGCGGAUUCGGCAGCGCCUGCGGGAUGGUGAGGAAAAGUGAUGCACUGGCUACAGAGUCAGUGACCUGUCUUAAUGGAGCACUUUCCCAUCUGCGGAAUAUCUGGGAAGAGAUAGGGAUUCCAGAAGAUCAACGAUUGCAAAGAACUGAAGUUGUUAAAAAGCAUAUCAAGGGCUUAUUGGAUAUGAUGAUUGCAGAGGAAGAAAGUCUGAGGCAACGGCUGAAAAAGAGCAUUGAUAUGUGUCAGAAGGAACUGCAUGCUAUAUGUCAGGAACUCAACUUGGCUGUUUGUAUGCCAGAAGAAGAUGAUUGCACGAUGCUGCAAAUGGAGAAAGAUCUGCGAACACGAUUAGAGGUCCUCUUGAAGCAGAAGAAAGAGAGGAUGCUGAAAUUAAAGUGCCUUAAAGAACAAGAUGAAGAGCUUUGUGACAUACUCUGUACAGCAGCUUACCCCAUUGAUGCCGACACUGUUCCUAGUCUUGAACAGCUUGAUGCGUUUCGUGAGCAUAUUGCUUCACUUAAUGUGGAGAAGGAGCGCAGAAGGGCAGACUUUGUUGAAACAAAGAAAAAAAUCAUCCUUUGUAUGGAAGAACUUGAUCAACUUCCAGAUACCAGCUUUGAGAGAGAUAUUGUGUGUGAGGAUGAGGAUGCUUUCUGUCUGUCCAAUGAGAACGUUGUCGGUCUGAAAACACUUCUUCAACAGUUGGAGGUGAAGAGAGCUCAGAAUGAGACCAAGUGCUCAGAGUUGAGAGAUCAAAUAAUUAACCUGUGGGAUUGGCUCCAGAUUUCCCAUGAAGAGCGUGAUGCUUUUUCUGUACACAUGAUUGGUUCCAGAGCUAAGACAAUGCAGGCACUACAGACAGAGUUGGAGCGUCUAGAGGUACUGAAACAGCAGAACAUGAAAAAUGUGAUUGAAGCAAUCAGACAAGAGAUGACAACGUACUGGGAGAAAUGUUUCUUUAGUUCUGCACAGCGGCAAGCAUUUGCUCCAUACCAUGAUGAGGACUACACAGAGGACUUAUUGCAGCUGCAUAACCUGGAGCUCAAUCGACUAAAGCAGUAUUACCAAGCACACCAACAGCUGUUUGAGGGUGUCUGGAAGUGGGAAGAAAAUUGGAAGCUUUAUCUGAGUUUUGAGAAGAAAGCAGCGGACCCAAACCGCUUCACCAACCGAGGGGGCAAUCUAUUAAAAGAAGAGAAGCAGAGAACAAAGCUUUACAAAAUGCUGCCUAAACUGGAGGAAGAGUUGAAAGUUCAGAUUGAUGCUUGGGAGCAGGAGCAUCAUGCUCAGUUUCAGGUUAAUGGACAAAAUUUCAUGGAUUAUGUGACAGAACAAUGGGAGCUGCAUAAAUUGGAAAAAGAGCGAGAGAAACAAGAGCGGCAACUGAAAAAGAGCAAGCUGAUUGAGGAGGAAAUGUUGUAUGGCAGUGCCCCCAAAACUCCAAGCAAACGAAGGAUUAAUGCACUAAAUACCCCAGGGAAAUCACGAAAGCUAAAUGGUACAUCAAUUGCCAGUGCCACCCCAAACAGCACCUUUCGCUCUGCCAUUGGCGGUAGCAUCUGUUACUCACCCAUCUCACGACCCCCGCUGUCUGGACGCAAGGCAGGACAAUCUGUGCGCACACCAGGAUACUCAUCUACAAAGCCCCCACGCCUUGGCCUGAUUGAAAGGAACAAAGAAAAUAUUUCUCACCUAAAUGCAACAGCAAUGAGUGGUGCGUCCACCAUCUCCACACCACAGCAUAAUCUCAGCAUAAAUUCAGUUGCCACCACUUAUUCUGAGUUUGCGAUGGAUUCAGCUCCACUGUAGGAGCCUGCACAAAUAUAAAGCAGCACUUUGCAGCGAGAACUUUCAAAAGCUUCCAAAUUUGAGUGUCGAUCACGAAUUCUCAACUCAACAACCACCAACAUCCAUACCUGAGCCAGUGAAAAGAAACCAGUGGGGAGCUGGACUGCACAGAAAUGAAAAUUGCAUAUGCACAAAAUGAAGUCUGUGUAUACUGUAUACAUGUUGCAAUAGAGCUGGCAUGUUAGGAUAUAUAUUUCUUCAAACUGUAAAUUGUAGAUUAUGUGAAAAAUACUACAGGUGAACACAGGUAAUGAAAUUACCUUUGCUCUGCAGGUUGAAUAAGUCUUUGCCAAAAUGGGGAAUUAGUGAACAUGGACACUAUUUUAAUGUGUUUUAAUAUGAAGAAUUUCAAAUGGACCUUGCUACUGAAUAGCCCUAACUGUUGAAAUUAAUUACAAAAUACCAGUAUUCCAGAUGUUUCCAGAAGUCAUUUUCUGGAAAGCUUUCUCGGAGAGAGGGAGGGAGGAGGGGGAAGGAUAAAUGAUCUGGAGUUUCCAGGGCUCAACUACGAAAGUGCUUUGAUCCACAAAAUUGUCUUGUCCAAGUUCAAUUUUAAGUACUGUAACAACUUUUCGCUGGUAAUUUCUUUUAAAAUUGGAAUUAUCAAUUUUUGAUCAUAGAUCUUUCUAUUCCAGUUGUAUUUCAACUUCAAAGGAGUCUGAAAUGAGCUGCUCUAAUUCCCUGGCUCAUACUAAAUGAGGAAAACCCAAAUCCUUCACUCUGGUGUUACUCAGACACUCAUUACUUUCCUAAUUCGAUGUGUUUGUUUGGAAUGCUAAACUUAAUGGAGACUCAUCAAGAACUUAGGGAUUCAUUCUCCAUUUAGUAGCCUGUAACUGUUUAUUGUAUUUAAUCUUCUUUUGUAUCACUUAGCAGAGAUGGAGCCACACCAAUAUAAUUGACUAUGCCAACUAAAUUGUGCAUUAAAUUAUAAUUUUUCAUUUGGCAAGUGAAGAACUUAAGAUUAAUCUGAAUUGGGCCUUGUAUUUUAUUCCAUGUGAGCAUCUAAUUGGCUGUAAAUUUCAUAACCUACCCUUUGUUCCUUGUGGUUGCUUUUUUUCACAUAAUCAUACGGCUUUUAUGAUCCCUUUAAUUGUAUCCAGUUUUAAAUAUUAAUUUCUGCACACUUAAAUUGUGUAAAUAUUCUUUUAUUAAGCUAAUCAUGGAGAUUUGCACGUUUUCAUUUUCAUUUAUUUAUUCAUAUGUUGGCCUUUUCUCUUUUAAUUAUUUACAGAUAUGCUGUAAAAUAAUUAUGGGCGGUGAGAGGAGCCUUUAAACACUAACCAUAGUUUCAUAGUGCGCUACAGGGUUUGUUUAGGCAGUUGCUCCCAAACAGUGCAAUUUUGCUGUCUGGAAUGGCAUCAUUUUAUCUGCAACUUGAGAAGAUUCUUGUUUUUGGUACACGUUGUAUAGUCUUCCUAUAUCUGCCUGAAUUGGCUCAUGGCUGUAAAAACUGUAUUUUACUCAAUCUUGGAGUGAAGAAUUUUCAAUCCUAGAGCAGGUUUUAAUCUUGAUUGCGGUUAAAGGGUAAAGAGAUCCUAGGUGGAGUUAUAGUUUUGUAAUUUCUCAUUUUAAAAAAAGUAUGUAAAAAUCAUUUGUUCCUUUUCUGACUUCUGUGCAGCCCUGUCACAUUGGGUCUGAUGAAGCUCUGGACAUCACCAGGAAGCUGUCUGCUGACUCCCAGAGGUGACAUAGAUAUCAUAAUUCCAGACUUGGCCCAGAGCUGAUCUGGGAGUUGGGCAGCACCAGGAAGCACCUGGUGAACCUUGUUUCAGUGAAACUGCCCUGGGACUUGUGAAGCUGAUUGCUGGUGGUGCUGGGGAAAUUGACAGAAGGUGGACCUGACCCUGAUGUAUCUUGAGGCCAGAAAUCAGGUUUUUUUAAAUGAAGGUAAUAAUCUUAAUGUAUGACAUUUGUCAGUUGAUGUGUAUACUACAAAUUAGGAUGUAAAAAUCAUCAUUUGUCUCGAAUUCCAAAUUUUCUUACCAUCCCAUUCACAACUGCAGAUAGUCACAAGAGCAUCAAAAGAUGUUGGCCAGUCUAUUUUUUUGUCAUUUAGUAGUGCAGUUUAACUUGAAAAUUCAGAAUACGCAGCAGAUCCAUUAGCAGAAACUGUUGCUAAAAGGCCCAUAUCUGGAAUGUUCACUGGCCCAUACUUUUCAAAUGCUGGUGAAUUUACAGUGGCUGAUGAAAGUCUUACUCUGUUAUGCUCAUAUUUCACUGCUAUAAAACCAACUAUGAAAAAUAUAAAACUUUUUUAUAUAAAGGAACAUUUUGAAAUACUACUCUCUCCACUUUCCUUCCCUUUGAAUUAUUCUAAUUUGCUGAAAGCUUGUUCUGUAUCUGUCCAUAAAAAAAAUCACAGGGCUGUGAUAAUUUUGAAUAUUUUCUGUUUUCAACAGAACUGACUGCUGCGGCAGAAUGUAUAGACAAGAUGGGCAAACAAAAUUGGGGCUUACAUUUAGAUUGCAAUAUCUCUGUGCACCUAGAAAUCUAUCUCUGUUUUAACUCAAAGUGUAUUGAACUUAGAAAUUGUUCAGAAAUGUCCCUGCUAGCACUUAGAAAGUUGGAUGCUAUUUUCAUUUUAAAAGGUUGUAAGUGUCUUCUUGUAAAAUCUAUAAAUAUCAUAAGGAGUCAGCAAUGUACCAAGUUCAGAUACUGGUCUGUGCUAAAUUAACUAAUUUCAAUCAGAAUGGUGGUGGAAACCACCACUGACUUCAGUGUUCCAGCCUAAGAAAAAGAGAUAUAAUGAAAUCAAAAGGGACUAUCCAGUGUAUACGUUGAAUAAGAGAGGAUUUCGCUUCAUAUUAUUAUGCACAAUUGCGCGAGUUACUGAAAGGCAGCAGGCACCAUGGAGCUCUAAGGACAAGGGAGAAAAUCUUCUGGGUGACUAAAAAAUCUAUAAAUGCUAGCAUUGGACACAAAUAUAUCAGUAUUCUGACCAUUUGGUUUGAACAUGCCUUUAAACUGUGCAGUGCUAUGUAAUAAACAGUUAAAAUUGAAACUCC
This is a messenger RNA of Carcharodon carcharias (great white shark), 4877 nucleotides long. RefSeq names its product protein regulator of cytokinesis 1b (gene prc1b). The record is from RefSeq and is a predicted model, not a curated record. Gene Ontology annotation, biological process: mitotic spindle midzone assembly; microtubule cytoskeleton organization. Gene Ontology annotation, cellular component: spindle; cytoplasm; mitotic spindle midzone. Lineage: Eukaryota; Metazoa; Chordata; Chondrichthyes; Lamniformes; Lamnidae. Bases 46 to 1830 code for a protein of 594 amino acids. The transcript is spliced from 15 exons. Gene Ontology annotation, molecular function: microtubule binding.